AUGGGCGAUAAGAGCGCCAAUACCCUUGAAGAAGAUUCUAGCUCAGAUACGGAUCGAAUAGUUAGGAAUGAGAUCAGCUGCUACAGCAGAUCCUGCAAAGAUCUGCUCAAUAGAAACGAACUUUUGCCCUGUACAAAAUGUAGAAAGUGCUAUCACGCCAAGUGCUGUGAUCCACCAAUAAGCUAUUUAAAUGCAGCCAGAUAUCAGUGGUUUUGUAACCGUUGCAAGAUUUGUGCGGGAUGUGACGACAAUUCUAGCAAACGUGACCAUACAAUGCUAAUUUGCGACGCCUGUGACAGGUCAUUUCACAUGGAGUGUACAAAGGAAAAGUACUCUGAAGUUCCCAAAGGUGCAUGGUUUUGUGAUGACUGUUCCAUCUGUCAAAUAUGUGACAUUAAACUCACUGAAAGGGAGUCCAAUAAUCCUACAAACUACUCUCUUGAGGGAAAUAAGUUGUGUACAGUAUGCCUCUUCAAAAAGGGUCUAGCGCAAGGAUUUACCCUGACCCAAAACGAUGGUGAAGACUGUUGUUGUGUCUGCUCAAAAUCCACGAGUAUGGCCGCAACCGCAGGAGAUAGUAGAGUUACCUGUGCAAGGUGUAAACAGGGAGCCCAUACACGAUGCUCACAGCGCCAAAUCAGGAAACCUGUUUUGCACAUUUACGAAAUAGCAACUUGGAUAUGCAGCAACUGCGCCAAAAUACACACAAAGACAUGA
Molecule: messenger RNA, 717 nt
Organism: Theileria equi strain WA
Lineage: Eukaryota; Apicomplexa; Aconoidasida; Piroplasmida; Theileriidae
Exons: 6
Coding region: 1-717 (238 amino acids)
Biological process (GO): negative regulation of DNA-templated transcription
Molecular function (GO): transcription corepressor activity
Source: RefSeq, a predicted model, not a curated record